CCCUUCUUGUCCGUCAUGUAGUAAUCAUGUCAUGGACGAUGGUCAUGUUUUCCUCUGUCCGCUACGAAUACUGAUUGGAUUAAGCUCAACAUAGGUGUAUUUCACUUCAUUAAUAAAUAAUCCGAUUAAAAUAGCCGAACAGAAAAAAGGGUACAGCAGGGAGAAUAGCAGAAUUUUAAAUUCUCAGACCAAAAUUUUUAAAAUGCGUUUGGAAAUAGUAACUAUAUUAGCUUUUUGUACAUUUGGGGGAGAUAAAAAAAAAUAAAUAAAAAAAUAUCAAUAGCUUUCUGCAGCUCUGGUUCCACAACCCCAUAUUUCGUAAAGCAAUCUACUCCUGGGUUCCGUUCUUUGAUCCAUCAGAGAAAGAAAACAAAACUCUUGACCUGCUAGGAAUGGGGGGUUUCAUUCCAAAUUCCCCAGUGGGUAAACUACAACUGCUGUUUAAUCAAAUGCAAUUUUCUAAAAGAAGUUGUGUUAACCCAACAUCAUUGAUCACCUCACUCUGGAUUGACACCACCACCACCCAGCAAGAUGCCCAAGAAUUUUCUAAAUUGUUUCUUAACCUGUUAGAAGACAAACUCUCACUCCAAACAGACACGACAGUUUCUACCAUGGUUUAUGAUCAGUUCAGAGGAAAAUAUGAAUAUGUAACAAGGUGUUCAAAAUGCCAAAAGGAGUCAUCAAGUCCUUCAGCUUUCUACGAGUUGGACUUGAGCCUUGGUAGUAAGAGCGACGUUACGUUGGACGAAUGUCUUGCCGAGUUUUUGCAUGAAGAAAAACUAGAAGGGACAUACCAGUACUUUUGUGAAAACUGCAGUAGCAAACAGAAUGCGACGCGGAGCAUUCGCCUUCGUCACUUGCCCGCCAUUCUCAACAUUCAAUUCCUGCGAUUCGUUUUUGAUCGGAAAACCGGACUGAAGAAGGUCAGCUCCAUGGUGCAUUUUCCGUUUGUUGUCGAAAUGUCAAACUACGUCAAAACUCAGGGUGUGGAACCUAGCAGUCUUAUAUACGACCUUUCGGCCGUGUUAAUUCACCGAGGACCCAGCGCCUACAGUGGGCACUAUAUAGCACACAUUAAGGACCCAGCAACUGGAACUUGGUACAAGUUUAACGACGAAGUUGUGCAAAAAAUUGAGGGCACCAAUUUCAAAUUGGGAAUCGAAGAAGACUUGGAAGAUUCUAAAAAAGGUCGAGCUGGUGCCAAAGUUACUAAAGGGAGUCAUGGCUCCAGCAACGCUUAUAUGCUCGUGUACAGUCGACGGGAUGCUGCCAAACCAGAAAGCGCUCCUGCUUGCCCUACAACCCCAUCGCUGUCAGAUCCCUGUUCUGUUCUGCCUCCCUGGGUUCAAACUACUAUCUUUAACGAAAAUGAAAACUUCGAAGCCUGGACCCGGGACACAGCCUCUCUGAAAGUAAAUCAUUAAACAUUCUCGUUUUCCUGUUUUUGCAAUGAAUUGUAAAGC
This is a messenger RNA of Daphnia pulex (common water flea), 1463 nucleotides long. RefSeq names its product ubiquitin carboxyl-terminal hydrolase 48-like. Bases 393 to 1424 code for a protein of 343 amino acids. Gene Ontology annotation, biological process: protein deubiquitination. The record is from RefSeq and is a predicted model, not a curated record. The transcript has 6 exons. NCBI's taxonomy places the organism in Eukaryota, Metazoa, Arthropoda, Branchiopoda, Diplostraca, Daphniidae. Gene Ontology annotation, molecular function: cysteine-type endopeptidase activity; cysteine-type deubiquitinase activity. Gene Ontology annotation, cellular component: cytosol; nucleus.